Teleopsis dalmanni is the source of this 3233-nucleotide messenger RNA. RefSeq lists its product as uncharacterized. The coding region runs from base 394 to 2895 and encodes 833 amino acids. Gene Ontology annotation, molecular function: zinc ion binding. Lineage: Eukaryota; Metazoa; Arthropoda; Insecta; Diptera; Diopsidae. The transcript is spliced from 4 exons. The record is from RefSeq and is a predicted model, not a curated record.
UGAAAGAACAACAGAAUCAGUUGAUAAAAAUUUGAGCCAGACAUGCUAUUGCUUAUAUUUUUAUUAUAUAUAAGUAGCUAUAAUAGAAGUGCACACUUUGAUAUGGUUAUUGCAACAUAAGUGUUUAAAAUACAACCAUGUUUCAAUUAGAUUCGAUAACAAUAUGACAAGUAAAUAAUCGUUUUUUUUUUGGACUACAAGACUCAUUAAAAUAUUAUUUUGACAAAUCAACAUUUUGUUUGCGUUCAUUUUACGUUAUAUAUUUUUGCAUGAUUUUCUUUUUUUUAUUUGUCAUAUAAAUGAUUAAGUUAAUUAUAAGGGUUGAAAGUUAUGAUUCAUAGUUAAAAUACAAACGCUGUAUUUCAAAAGUGUUAAGAGCAAUUCGAACAAAGUAUGGACAACAGUUCUUGUGUAGAGACACCAGCGGCACCGGACUGGUUGCUUAAAUUAGAAGAUCGGCGAGAAAAACUUAAGCAAUCAAAAUUAGGACAUGAAGCGGGAGCUGGUUCUAAAUGUAAUGAAUGCGGCGAUAAAUGUCCCGGAUUAGAUUUGCAUUUUUGGAGAAAAGUGUGUCGGAACUGUAAAUGCCGAAAGGAUCAGCAUAUGUGUGGCGACGACAACUUUUCUGGCUGGGCACAGUUUGAAAUUUUGGGACAAAUCCGUUCGAAACCAGCAUUUAUUAAAAUUAAAGCACUUGCAAGUCAACCACUUCAUUUGGAUUGGGUGCCACCCAAUACAAAACCAGAUAUAGUAUCAGAUUAUAUGGAGAAGCUUGGCUCUGCAAAGAUACCGGUAGCGGGAAGUUAUGCUGCAGUUAAACGUAAGCAGCAACUCGAAUAUCAAGUACCACCACAUGAUCUCGAUGCGGCACUUUGCGAUAAUCUUACUGAUGGAGAGACUAAGCAAUUACAGCAAUAUGUUCAAAAAAUUCGUGAAAAUUGUGUCGGUCAAGGUAACGUUGUACGUAUAGGUGUUUUGAAUCAAGGAUUUGUGACGCACAUGCCACAGGCAGUUGCAUCACAGUCGGAAGAUCUGUCUUCACAUAAACAUUUUCAGCAUAUAUUAGCUGAAGUACCAGAUUGCGAUGUGAUUCUGAGUGAACUGUUAGCAUCAGACAAAUUGAAGAAUGCAAUUGCCAAUGAAAGUCCAUCUAUCUUAAAAAAUCAUCUUAUUGUUUUUCAAACGCCAAUAUGUGAAACAUCUGCCGAUUUCGAAAACGAACCUUUGAUUUCAGCUCAAACAAAACAAAAACUUUCUGGUCUCAAUAAAAGUGCAGUAUGCAGUUUGGUAAAAAAUGGAGCUAUUUAUGAUAAAGUUCUGGCUGCAUUACAGGACAAAAAUAUAGAAGUGAGUUAUGAUCCCAGGCUGAAUCCUAUUAAGAAUUUCCGCAAAGAAUAUCUACAAAAUCCAGCAUUUAAAAAUGAAAUGAAUGCAAUUUGUAGUAAAUUAGAAGAGCCAAAUCAAAAUACUGCAAAACUGAAUAACUUGUUUAAUUCACCACUUCCAUUAAAAUGUCCUGUACAAACUCGAAUAAGUGCUCAAAUGCGACAAGACACACCUCUAAGAAAAGUUAAAUUUGGUGGUGUUUCUCCUGUUAUAAACUAUUGUGAUUUACCAGACUAUGUGGACUAUGAAAAAGACCCGAUAUUCGCAAAAAUUAUAAACGCGACACCACUAAAAGUGCUACUUGAAAGUAAUCGAGUGGGCAAGUCAAUGGUUCCUAUGGUUAUUUCGCAAUCACCAUUAAUACCAAAUUUUUCUAAUGAAUCCGCCCUUAGUUUGCCAACGAAAAAUAAAUUAAGUGCGAUAGGAGUUGACAAAACAGCAGUACAAAGUGUUUUUUUAAAUGCUCCAUAUUACGAACGAUUGUUUAAUGUACUUGAUGAAAAAGAUAUUGUGUAUAACGAUUGUGAACUUUUAAUGCCGCUUCAUCAACUUCAUCAGCUUUUACACACCGAUCCAAAAUUAUAUGGAGAAGUUCGAAAUUUUAUAGAAAAUAUGCCAUUUGGUAAACAAAUUGCUUACGGAAAUCAAACAAAUAGUUUUCGGGACGCACUUAAAGCAUCAGGCAGCAAUGAUUCUGGAUUCGAUUCUAAAUCAACUACACCACAAGGCAGUAUUAUUAAUUCUCCAGAUAAUGAAAUCAAUGCUAAUUCAGGAAUUUUUAAGUCCAUACCUGGUAUUGAAGACAUGAAUAUGUAUCCAACAGUGGAGGCCGGUGUAACAUUACCAAAUAUGUUGCAAAAUAUGCAUCUAAGUAAAAAUUUUCCAGACAACGAAAUAGGUUUAAAUCAAACUCAAGUACCAGAAAUGAAAUGUCGUGAUUGUGAUGAAGCUAUUAAAUUUGGGGAUGUUGCUGUUAAAGCGGCUCGUGCAGGCAGAGAAAUUGCUUGGCAUCCUAACUGUUUUAAAUGCUAUACAUGUCGCGAACUUUUAGCUGAUUUAGUAUACUUCUUUCAUGGUGGUCAAGUGUACUGUGGACGUGACUUAGCCAUUAAGUUAAAAAUUCCUCGUUGCAAAGCAUGUGAUGAGUUAAUAUUCACUAAGGAAUAUACAGCAGCUGAAAAUAGCACAUACCAUAUUAAACACUUCUGUUGUUAUCAAUGCGAUAAGCCACUUGCUGGAGAGCAGUACGUUCCUGAUGAUAAAACGAAUAUGCCCAUUUGCUUAGAAUGCUAUAAAGCAUAUUUUGCUGUGGUUUGCGAGAGUUGCCAAAAAGCUAUUGGUGCUACUGAAAAGGGUGUAGGCUGGAAAAACGAUUUACGUUGGCAUGAACAGUGUUUUAAAUGUGCAAAUGUAAAUUGCGGGAAAUCCUUGCUUGGUGCACGUUUUGUAGCGUCACAAGAUAAACCAUUUUGUAGUCCAAAUUGCUUAAAAGCUUGCAUUUCUAAUUAAUUUUUUGUGCUUAUUUUUUUUAUAUAUUUUAUUACGCACAAUUAGAACAUAAGUCAUUAUAACAGUAUUGUUUUAAAAUUAGUUUUUUAUAGCACAACUUUUUUUUUAAAAGUCUAUACUAAUUUUUAAUAUUCUGCAACUUUAUUCUUGAAACGUAAUUUGAAGUAAUCACAAAAUUAAUGUCACACACAUUUUGCUGUAACAUGCGACAUAGCAGAUAGUUGUGACACUGUACUUUCCAUUUAGUUCGUACCAUGUUACCAUGUGCGAAUUUAAUAUUUCUAGAAUGUAUUCAGUAUUUAUGGUUACAAUAACAAUGUUUGGAAUAUUAUUGCGUA